UUCAAAUUGGGAGAUACUUUAAAAAAUCAGCCGAACCAAACUCCGAACCUCAGGCUCGGCCACACCUUCGUACAUAAAACCCACACUCACACCGCCUCCCACGCAUUUUCCCUUUCGCUCUUUUCCCCUUUCUUAGCCGAGAAGAUUAUUUUUCAAAUUCAUUCAUUCCACAGUCUGAUUUUGCUUUUCUAAGUCUUUGGGAUUUUGAAUCGGCUGUAAUAUCAGCGAUGGCGGAGCAGGAGGAGAUCUCAGAUCCGAGGGAGUCUCUGGUCGAUAAAAUCUCCGAUAAGCUUCACGGCAGUAGCGAUACGUCGUCGUCUUCUUCGUCGAACUCGGAUUCCGAGCCUCAGAAGGAACCAGCGCGGCCAUCGCAUUCUCCGGUCAAGGAGAAGAUCUACAGGCUGUUUGGCCGGGAAAAUCCGGUUCAUAAAGCUUUUGGCGGAGGCAAACCUGCUGAUGUAUUCUUGUGGAGGAACAAGAAAAUAUCUGCCUCAGUGCUUGGUGUGGCCACUGCAGUCUGGGUUCUGUUUGAGUUGCUCGAGUAUCAUCUUAUUACUCUGGUGUGUCACAUUGUUAUCCUCGCUCUCUCCUUAUUGUUCUUGUGGUCGAAUGUGACAACUUUCAUCAACAGAAAACCUCCUCAAAUUCCGGAUGUUCGGCUCCCAGCAGAACCAUUUGCUGAGGUUGCAUCUGCCCUUCGUGUUGAGAUUAAUCGUGCUCUUGCUGUGUUGAGGGAAAUCGCAUCUGGCCGGGAUCUGAAGAAGUUUCUUCUGGUUGUUUUUGGCCUUUGGGUACUUUCGAUAGUGGGCAGCUUCUACAACUUCUUGACACUGUUUUACAUAGUGUUUGUGCUGCUGCACUCUGUGCCCGUCUUGUAUGAGAAGUAUGACGACAAGAUUGAUGCCUUUGCUGAAAAAGCAAGUAUCGAGAUCAAGAAGCAGUAUGCAGUGUUCAAUAGCAAGGUCCUUAGCAAGAUACCAAGGGGACCGUUGGAUAAGAAGCGGGCUUAAAUCUUACUGAAUGAUUUAACAGUGGUAACUUAAAUCUCUGUAUUUGCAGUAGCAGUAAUGACUUGAAACGUAUGGUCUUGGCACUUGAUGUUUUUAUUUGCCAGCAAGAUUUGGAAUAUCAUUAGUUUGUAAUCUUUUGGAUAUCUGUUAUGUUCUAGAUUAUCAUAAUAGGUUUUGCAAAUUGUUUUAAUUUUAGUAAGAAAAUUUAUGGCUGCCUGGCCUCCUGACUGAGCCGUUGCAUGUCUUCGUCAGAAAAUCCGAGCAUGUGAACCAUUAGAAGCCGUUGCUUGAUAAUGAUUUUAGUUCCUUUUAAUUUCACAUAUUUGUUCAGGUUCUUUGAGGCCGAGUUAAACUUCACACCUCACAUCCUUUACUGUGGUUUCUUUGGAAAUAUGUCACCGAUAGUUUGAUCAGUGUCCGUACAUGUAAAACAGCUCGUUUUAUAACGUGUCGAC
Molecule: messenger RNA, 1465 nt
Organism: Striga asiatica
Lineage: Eukaryota; Viridiplantae; Streptophyta; Magnoliopsida; Lamiales; Orobanchaceae
Source: the annotation of a GenBank genome assembly